Molecule: messenger RNA, 1781 nt
Organism: Pocillopora verrucosa
Lineage: Eukaryota; Metazoa; Cnidaria; Anthozoa; Scleractinia; Pocilloporidae
Product: solute carrier family 35 member E2A-like
Cellular component (GO): Golgi apparatus
Molecular function (GO): antiporter activity
Source: RefSeq, a predicted model, not a curated record
CGGAGAAAAAGUGGUUAGGUAAGAUUUCGCGGGUGCACUCGUGAUCAAACUCAAUGCUAUAUUGUUAUAUUUUGUUGACAAAAAAAGCGAAGAUCACUUUAGAGAUAUCGCUAUGACUUUUUGUUGAAAAAUCUUGGCUCUGGAUGGAAGCACUCUGGAAGACCAAAGCUGCAUGUGGAGGGUUUGAGAGCAUCAUGCAGAUAUCUAGAUCUUUUGGUUCAUUUUCAUCGGAAAGAACUUUAAUCUGUUAGAUGGUCUCUCAUCUGACCCAAGCUGGCUCCAGCAUGGCUCCAAUAAUUGGACAAACAAAGAAAAUUCAUGAUGGUGUUUCGCACUCUCCUUCAUCACCAAGACAACAGAGAACAUUUACAUUUGAGUUAAAGGAGACAUUUGUGCGACAAACUGUAAUGAUGUCUCUUUGGUACCUUUUUAGUUUCGGUUCAAUUAUAUCAAACAAGUACAUCUUGUCAACAUUAGAUGGUGAUGCCAGCCUACUUGGUGAGACCCAAAUGGUGUGUUCUGUGCUAUUUGGAGCAGUCAAGAUGUAUCUACCCUGCUGCUUGUUCCAUCGGACUUCAGGCCAUCACCAAGAUGGCCCUAAAUUUCAUUUUUUUCGUAACAUGGCAAUUUUAGGUUGGAUGAGGUUUGCUACCAUAGUGUGUUCUCUCAUUACUCUGAAGUAUGUAGCUGUUUCUUUCUCUGAAACCAUAAAAUCCUCAGCUCCAAUUUUCACAGCAAUUAUAGCUUGGCUUAUGUUAGGUGACAAAUCAAGUGUAUUUGUGAAUCUGUCUCUUCUUCCAAUCAUGGCUGGUCUGUCACUUUGUACUGCUUCAGAGCUCAGCUUCAACAUGGUUGGAUUUAUAUCUGCUCUUCUAAAUAAUGUCAUGGAUUGUUUUCAGAAUGUGUUUUCAAAGAAGCUUCUAAGUAGUGAUCAUCCCUACAGUCCACCAGAACUUCAGUUUUAUACCAGUGCUGCUGCAAUUGCUGUUCAACUACCUUUCUGGUUUUUCCUGGAGUGGCCUGGAGAAAUAAAGUUGAAAGAGGAUAGACAUUUGAUUUUUAUGUUGCUGUUGAAUGGAUUUAUGUUCUACAUGCAAAGUCUUACAGCAUUUGGACUGAUGUCUUUGAUUUCUCCUGUUACAUUUAGUGUCUCCAACACAGCAAAGAGAGCCUUGUUGAUCUGGUUGUCUGUCUUAGUGUUUGGUAAUGAGGUCACAACCCUUAGUGCCAUAGGAACUAUUAUGGUGACAUGUGGAGUCUUCUUAUACCAAAGAGCCAAAAGUCAUCAGAAAAAAGUCAAGGAAAAGGACAGAGAAGACAUAGAACAUGAGGAAGUCUAAACAAGAGGCUCAGUGUAGAACAUGCUGAGAAAUCCUGGCAAUUGAUUCAGUGUGUCUUAUUUGAAUCAGGGUCUUGAGGUGCUGUUUCAUGAGGCCCUGGUAGGCUUCUCUAUUUAGAUGGCGUGAGUGAUUUUCAGAAUUUGUUACCAAGACCCUUUACAGUGCUUUUAAUAUACCUCAGGCCAAUGGAAUAAUGACAAGCAAUCAGAGGGUAGGACUGAAUUUUACAUUCAAAAAAAGUUCUUAUCCCGCCAGUCAUAUUUUGCAUAAAAAACAGUGAAAUUUGAACUUAUUUGUUGACUUGUGACAUUCAAUUAUCUUCUGUGUUGUAACAUGUUAGAAUCAAGGAAGGUAAGAUCCACCUGCCAACGCCACUUUAAAAAAGGAAACAAAAUUCUGUUUUUGAGUCCAAAUUUGUUUAUAAGGUUUGGUGAGAACAGA